Annulohypoxylon truncatum is the source of this 2094-nucleotide messenger RNA. RefSeq names its product acetoacetyl-coenzyme A synthetase. Gene Ontology annotation, molecular function: acetoacetate-CoA ligase activity. Bases 1 to 2094 code for a protein of 697 amino acids. Lineage: Eukaryota; Fungi; Ascomycota; Sordariomycetes; Xylariales; Hypoxylaceae. The record is from RefSeq and is a predicted model, not a curated record. Gene Ontology annotation, cellular component: cytosol. The transcript has 6 exons. Gene Ontology annotation, biological process: lipid metabolic process.
AUGGCCACAAUUCCAAGGAAGCUGUGGGAGCAUCCCAACCCCGAAAAGACACAGAUGUAUGAGUUGAUGCAGCGUUUGAACAAUAAGUAUAAUCUGAGUCUCAAGACAUUCCAAGAGCUGUAUCAGUAUUCUACCUCUAAACGUUCCGACUUUUUCUGCGAGGUCUUUGAGUAUGUAAACCUACUUUACACUGGCUCAUACAACAGAGCUGUAGAUGAGAGCAGGCCAAUCGACACUAUCCCACCUUGGUUUGAGGGAGUACACGUCAAUUGGGCAGAGAAUAUUCUGUGGUCUCGCAAGUCUCGAGAUCCCACCGAUCAUCAUGGCAUGAUAGGAAAAGAGAAUUCUAAGAUCGCCGUGACCGAGGUUCGGGAGGGCGUGACCGAAACCAGGCAUGUCACAUGGGUUACACUACGAAAACUCGCAGCUCUUUACGCAUCUGCUCUUCACGUCGGCGGUGUAAGAAGAGGAGACCGAAUAGCUGUCGUUGGUUCCAACAGUGUAGAGACCCUUGUCCUCUUCAUCGCCACGGGAUGGUUGGGUGCCAUCUUCAGUAGCAGCUCGACCGAUAUGGGAGUCCAAGGGAUAUUGCAGAGGACUGUUCAGAUCAACCCUAAGUACAUCUUCAUGGACGAUGCAGCUCUUUACAACGGCAAACGUGUGGACUUGCGUCAGAAGAUGGCUGGCAUUGUCUCGGGAAUGGAGAGCUGUACUAAUUUCUCAGGUCUGAUCUCGAUCCGACGCUUUAGAGAUGCCUUGGAUAUAAGCAACAUCCCAAAGGCGCAGACCCUGGAAUCGUUCAUUGAUAAAGGCGACGCAGUGUUGCCCCCGCCAAUCAUUCGGAUUGCCUUUCACGAACCAUUCCUCAUCUGUUACUCGUCAGGAACGACCGGUGUUCCGAAAGCGAUAGUACACUCCGUCGGCGGUGGUCUUAUGAGCCUCCUCAAAGAAGGCCGUCUUCACGAAGAUGGUCGGCCAGACAGCGUCGCGCUGCAGUAUACGACUACGGGCUGGAUUAUGUAUCUCGUGUCAGUAACCUAUCUACUUAUCGGUGGUCGAUGCGUCUUAUAUGAUGGAUCCCCUUUCCAGCCAGACCUUCAAACUUUUGUCAAGUUGAUUGGCGAUCAGAAAGUCACAAAAUUUGGAACUAGCCCUCGAUGGUUUUACGAGAUCGCUAGGGCGGGAAUCUCGCCAAGGCAAAUCACGGAUCUAUCGAGUUUACGGGUUGUGACGAGCACCGGCAUGGUACUUCCAGAGCAGACAUUCGAAUGGUUUUACGACAAGGGAUUUCCGGCCCAGGUUCACCUUAGCAACAUAUCUGGAGGAACUGACAUUGCUGGCUGUUUCGGAUUAGGCAACCCACUCACUCCGGUUUACGUGGGAGGAACUCAAGGGCCAUCUCUUGGAGUCAAGAUAGCAUUGUACGAUUCACUACUCCCUCCUGGCCCUGGAAAGGAAGUUCCAGAUGGAACACCCGGAGAGCUUGUAGCCACAGAAUCGUUCCCCAACGUGCCACUUUAUCUAUGGGGUGAUAAAACUCCUGUAGGAGUGCCUGGGUCCAAGUUCCACUCCUCCUAUUUCGCUAGGUACGAUCAUGUAUGGGCACACGGAGAUUUCUGUGUGUUCCAUCCGGUCACGAAGAACCUCACCUUCCUCGGAAGAGCCGAUGGCGUUCUGAAUCCCGGUGGUGUCCGCUUCGGCUCCGCGGAAAUCUACAAUGUUCUUGAGAGGAACUUUGCAGAUCGGGUGGCUGACUCGAUAUGUGUGGGACAAAGACGACCUCAAGAUAACGAUGAGAGUGUAUUGUUAUUCUUACUCAUGCGACCCGGCCAUAAAUUCGACGCGAAGCUAGUGAACGAAGUCAAAGAGGCUAUCGGGAAAGAAAUGACCAAGAGGCACGUGCCUAAAUAUGUGUUUGAGACUCCCGAGAUACCCACUACGGUUAAUCUCAAAAAGGUUGAGCUGCCGGUGAAGCAGAUCGUGUCAGGCCAAAUAAUCAAGCCAAGCGGCACACUGCUCAACCCCAAAAGUUUAGAUUACUAUUACAAGUUUGCCAAGGUUGAAGAGCUAACCAAUCCUAGAGCAAAGCUAUAA